Eutrema salsugineum is the source of this 1265-nucleotide messenger RNA. Its product is annotated as MATH domain and coiled-coil domain-containing protein At3g58410. The transcript has 6 exons. The record is from RefSeq and is a predicted model, not a curated record. The coding region runs from base 436 to 813 and encodes 125 amino acids. Lineage: Eukaryota; Viridiplantae; Streptophyta; Magnoliopsida; Brassicales; Brassicaceae. Gene Ontology annotation, molecular function: protein binding.
ACGUGACAUAUUAUGAUUGGUGUUUGGAUUUAAUGGGAACAAAAAUUUUUGGGGUCAUUUUUCGACCAAAGACAUAACACACUCGACUUUUCUUCUCAUCACCGUAGUCGACGAAAUCGCCGACUGGAAAUUCAUCGACGAAAUCGCCGACUGGAAAUUCGUCGGCCAAUACCCAGAACACCUCUCCAUCUCUUCUCAUCCUCCAGAUUUCAUUCUGUUUCUCUCCUACCCAACAAGUGAUCCAAUUCCCUCGCGCUUCGUUGUUCCAACAAUGGCGAUAACAUCUCAUCCGAAAAAGACACCCCAAUCGAACCCAGCAGAAGUAAGAGGCUCCCGGGAUAACUUUUUCUUUGCGGGUAUUGAUAACUGCAGAGUUGUGACAGACAUGAGACUGAUGUUUCAUCAGGACACAGAUUUUAGAGAGGCACACUCGUCAUGAGGAUGACUCUUCUCAAGUUCCAGAAACGGUUCGGGCUUGCUAAGAUGGAAGGUAAAGCUUAUGUGGGUGGCGUUUUGGUGUGCGAAGGCGAGUUCAAGAUGGUUUCUACAGUUGAGAGAUUCCAUUGGAUUUUGGAAAGUUUAUGUGCUUCUGAUGGUGAGACCUACUACUCUCGCAACUUCGUCGUCGCCGGUUGCAACUGGCGUCUUAAAGCUUAUGUCAGUGAAGAAGAUGGUAAUGAUGAUGAAUACUUAGCCCUAUAUCUGGAACUUGCUCCUGGAUCUCCACCACCAGGAUGGAAAAGACAAGUGCGAGCUACCUUCACUCUUGUGGAUAAUUAUGAAUUCAUGAACAAAGUACGAGGACAGGAAUGAUGUUUCCAUGUAGAGAGUAACAGUUGGGGUUUUUCUAAGAGCAUGUCCAUUAGUGAACCCCUCUUUGAUUUCGGGGUUCACCAAAAUAAAAUAAGAUUCUUUUUUGGUUUUGAAUUUAUUGAAAAACUUGUGCUAUAUUUUGUGUUCCAUUGGUGAACUCAAAGAGAGAUUCAUCAAAAUGUGAAUAUGCACUCUCAGAAAUGUGAUAUAGACAUCAAUUCAGGGGACAACAUAUAUUUCCAUUUCACAAGUUUAAGAUGACUGUCCUCAAUACCCUGAGCAAAUUCAAGAUUGAUAUGCUUCACUUGACGAUAUCUUGACUACAAAAUUGGAAGCACGGUGAGUCACUUCUGCUCAAACAUUCCCAACACUCACAACAAGAUAUAAAUCCCAUGAAUUCCAGCACAAUUAAGUAUCAAAGUUUGAGUUUUCACUAACCAAGGACAUAGCAG